GGGGGCCCGCUGCCGGGCGGGUCCUGCCUCAUCUGUAAGCCGUCGGCGCUGGCGCAGUGCCUGCUGCGCGCGCUGCGACGCUCGGCGGCGCUGGAGCCCGGCCAGCGCUCCUGGCUCUCGGGACCCCACCUGCAGACCCUAUGCCACUUCGUUCUACCCGUGGGGCCCGGGCCGGAGCUGGCCCGCGAGUAUCUGCAGUUGGCAGACGACGGGCUGGUGGCCCUGGACUGGGUCGUGGGACCUUGCGCCCGGGGCCGCCGGAUCACCAACGCGGGGGGCCUGCCAGCGGUGCUGCUGGUGAUCCCCAAUGCCUGGGGGCGCCUCACUCGCAACGUGCUCGGCCUCUGCUUGCUGGCCCUGGAGCGCGGCUACUAUCCGGUCAUCUUCCACCGCCGCGGCCACCACGGCUGCCCCCUAGUCAGCCCCCGGCUGCAGCCUUUCGGGGACCCAUCAGACCUCAAGGAGGCUGUCACUUACAUCCGCUUCCGACACCCGGCGGCCCCACUGUUCGCGGUGAGCGAGGGCUCGGGCUCGGCGCUGCUGCUGUCCUACCUGGGCGAGUGCGGCUCCUCCAGCUACGUGACUGGCGCCGCCUGCAUCUCGCCUGUACUGCGCUGCCGGGAGUGGUUCGAGACCGGCCUGCCCUGGCCGUAUGAGCGGGGCUUUCUGCUCCACCAAAAAAUCGCCCUCAGCAGGUAUGCCACCGCGCUGGAGGACACGGUGGACACCAGCAAGCUGUUUGGGAGCCGCUCCCUGCGAGAGUUUGAGGAGACCCUUUUCUGCCACACCAAGAGCUUUCCCAUCAGCUGGGACACCUACUGGGACCGCAACGACCCCUUGCGGGACGUGGACGAGGCAGCCGUGCCCGUGCUGUGCAUCUGCAGCGCCGACGACCCGGUGUGCGGGCCCCCAGACCACGCGCUGCCCACCGAACUCUUCCACAGCAACCCCUACUUCUUCCUCCUGCUCAGCCGCCACGGAGGCCACUGCGGCUUCCUGCGCCAGGAGCCCCUGCCAGCCUGGAGCCACGAGGUCAUCCUGGAGGCCUUCCGGGCCUUGACUGACUUCUUCCGAAUGGAAGAGAGGAUGAAAGGGCUGAGCAGGCGCAGAGCUUCGUUCCUAGGGGGCCGGCGUCGCUGGGGCCCCCUGCAGAAGCGGGAGAUCUCUCCCUCGUCCGGUCUGGAGGAGAUCUUCAGCUGGAAGCGAUCCUAUACAAGGUGAGGCCUGCCCAGGUCCUGCAAGGAAGAAGAGAGUUGGGUGUGGGAAGUCCCAGGAAGAUGGUGAGCUCUGGAUGGAGGACUCUGGUCAGCGCCUGGUCUCUUACACCAGCCCGCGGACAGAGAACUUUCAGGGAGCUCGCUCACGGCACCUGAGCAGAACCCCUGCCCGGACUCUGCGCGGCACCGUCCUACCCUGUCUGCUUGGCAACGGGGCAUUCCCGGUCACUGUCUUCUGUCACCUCCGUAAGCCUCACAGCACCCGUUCAGCGCAGGGGCUGGGAGAAAAUGCGUCCUUGCUAGCUGCGACUACAGAGAAGACGAGUCUCUGCACGUCCCACGCAAGCCGUCUGCUCGGCCACCCUGAUUCUCCAGCCGGAGCCGCUCGACGUAGUAAGGACAGGAUGUUUGUGUCUCGGGCCCACUUCCCUCAUUUGCUCUGUGGCGGGGCUCUGCGCUCGGCCCAGAGCCCGUGGCUGUUGCAGACCGUGUGAGCUGGAGGAGGACGGCGAGGCAGGAAGUGCUGCGUGAGACCGGCUAGACAAGACAGAAUGAAACGGCACCCCUGGAACCUCAGCAAGGCUCAGCUGGGGACCCAGCACUGCCCGGACUCGGCCUUGGCUCGGCCUUGGCUUGGGCGCUCAGGCCUCACUGGAGAGAGCCCAGGAGUGUUUUAGAAAUAAGCGCUCUCCCCCUGGGUCUCCUGGCUCUGUAGACCUUGACUCACGUAGCCAGACUCUCUGUGCCAGGUGCUCCCUCCAUACCAGCCACGGGGUCACUUCAGAGAGCCCCGUCUGGCUGGGGCUGAGGCAUGGCUUUCUCCAAGUCAGUGAAAGGUACUCACCUCUGAACAGGUGCAGCUGGUUAGGGCUCCAUUGUUUGACACUGAACUAGGGUCUCCCUUUCUCCAGCCAGGAGAAACAUCUGGAACCAGAGAACACAAAAGCACCAGGAGAUUGCUAGACUGGCCCGGUGAUGUACGAAUAUUUCACAUGACCACGCUUUGUCUCUACAGUUAUUCAAAAGGCCAUCUGUGUGAAGGCAGGAAAGCUGCUUCCCAGAUCGGGCCGCUGAGCAGCUAAGUGGGUAUUUGGUUUGAUGAGGAAUGAUGCUGAAGAGCAGAGUAAGACAAGGUACAGACUGAUCUGCGUGUCCUAGUUAGGAUUAGGCCGUUAAAUCUUUGACAGGACAGCGAGUUCCCUGUGUAGCCAAGCUUCGAAAAGGUUUGUCCUGGGGGCCAGGAGGUGGCAUAGUGGUUAAGGUGUUGGACUCCCACACAGCCGACUGCAGUCCGGUCCCGGGCCCAG
Tupaia belangeri chinensis (Chinese tree shrew) is the source of this 2524-nucleotide messenger RNA. It is a transcript of the gene ABHD15, whose product is annotated as abhydrolase domain containing 15. Lineage: Eukaryota; Metazoa; Chordata; Mammalia; Scandentia; Tupaiidae. Gene Ontology annotation, molecular function: short-chain carboxylesterase activity; monoacylglycerol lipase activity. The record is from RefSeq and is a predicted model, not a curated record. Gene Ontology annotation, biological process: lipid metabolic process. The annotation marks the transcript as partial. The transcript has 2 exons.